AUGAGAUUCCUCUCUUUAUGCACACUUUCUCUCGGCGUGGCUAGCUCGGCCGUGGCAUCCACGACUAGUGGUGUCGCCCCUAUCGAGAUUUCGUCCCUUGCCAGUAGCUACACCUCCAAGCCCUAUACCGAUGCUGGCACUGUUGAGGCAAUCCGAAAUACCCUAGCCCUCUAUGCUUUUGCUAUUGAUGGCAAAGACUUCGACGCCCUCAGCAAGGUCUUUACCACUGAUGCGGUAGCCAACUACUCGGCCCCCCUCAACGUAUUGACCCCACUGAAAAACAUUCAAUCUGUGCUGGACACAAGCUUGGCAUGUGUAACCACGCAGCAUAUGUUUGGUACCCAAAGAAUCGAUGUACUGUCACCCAGCACGGCCAAAUCGGUGACAUACUACCGUGCGGCUCACUUCGGGAAAGGAGACAAGGCGAGUGAGGUAGCCUAUGCUUAUGGCCAAUAUCAGGAUAACUGGCAACGUCAGUCUACUGGUAAUUGGCGUAUCGUUCAUCGCAAUCUUGUUUAUAUGGGUCCCAACAUUGGCGACUUGUCUGUUUUCGUAUGCUAG
Molecule: messenger RNA, 561 nt
Organism: Penicillium coprophilum
Lineage: Eukaryota; Fungi; Ascomycota; Eurotiomycetes; Eurotiales; Aspergillaceae
Product: nuclear transport factor 2 family protein
Exons: 2
Coding region: 1-561 (186 amino acids)
Source: RefSeq, a predicted model, not a curated record